GUUUGUGUACUUUUUAUUAUAGGUUAGGCAUUUAGGCUAGAGGCCUGAGCUAGCUUACAAACAAGAAAUAAUUUUAUUUCGUGUAUGCAAUAGGCAGCAGCAAUGGCAUCACUACUAGAACAGUACGAGCAGGCUACAGCAAGGGCAGCAUCAUCUGUGCCUGUACGUGCUAACAAGACUAAUAAUGAACCGAUAUCUUCAGGCUUUGUGACUGCAAGAUUAGAACCAGAAGAAGUGCGCAUUUUCAAUAAACAAAGAGUUAAUUUCAAACCUGAGAAACCAAUCACAAUGCUUACAGUAAACAACAACAUCCUUGUGAUGGCAAUGACCAACAACAAGAUUUUACGGAUUGAUCUAGAGCACCCCGACCAGCCAGAUGACAUUGAUCUGACUAAGAAUCCUGAUGACAAAGUUCAUAAGAUCUUCUUGGACCCCAAUGGUCGUCAUCUUAUAAUCAGCAUGCAAAAUUCACAAGAUGUGUAUUACCUGUCUAAACAUUCAAAGAAAGCUAAGCCUAUUCAGAAAAUGAAGGGUUACCUUAUUGACUCUGUAGGUUGGAAUAAAGCUAAUGCAAGUGACAAUCAGACAGGAGAGAUUCUGGUAGGAACAAGUAGAGGUUUGAUUUUUGAGACUGAACUUCAGUCAGGAGAAGACAGCAGAUUUUUCUUACAAAGCCUGGAGCAAUACUGGAGACAGGUGUUUGACUUGGGUAAAGAUGGUCCUGUAUCAGUGACUGGUCUUGAGGUAGAGAGAAUCCCAUCCAAUGUACACAAUGAGAGGAGAUAUUUUGUAAUGGCUACUACGCCUGGACGUAUGUACCAGUUUAUUGGCACGAUACCAAGUUCAGCUGAACCCCCUGUCUUUCAACAUGUCUUCCAGACCUAUGAAGACACUUUAGCUCCUAGCUUCUUGGAAUUACCUGGUAACUUUGGUUACAGUGACCUGGUGUUUUUUCAUCCUAAAUUUAGAUCGCCACCAAGGAAUUUUGCAUGGAUGACUGGUCCUGGCGUGUACUACGGUUCUUUUGAUUACACUUUGCAAGCUAAAGAUAAUAUAACGAAAGAUGCAAGUUUACUGCAGAAUCCAUUUGGGGACAAAGAGACGUCUGUGAAACCACUGGCAGUUUUAUUGACUGAAUUCCAUAUCCUGUUACUGUUUCCUGAUAGGUUACGUGUAAUGUGUGCGUUGAAUGAACAGCUGGUGGAUGAGGAUGUCUACCAAUCAAGAUUUGGCAAAUUGCUUGGUAUUUGCAAGGAUCGUGUAAAAGGAACCAUUUGGUCCUAUACAAACCAGUCAGUGUUUAAGUACAAAGUCACCAGGGAAUCCAGGGAUGUGUGGAGAAUGUAUCUUGAUAAAGGAGAAUUUGAUCUCGCCAAGGAAUACUGCAAAGACAAUCGAGCAAACUUGGACCAAGUGCUGACAAAGCAAGCUCAAUUUUUCUUUGAAAGUGGCAGGUAUGAGAAAAGUGCAAUGUACUUCGCACUUACUGAAAGGUCAUUUGAGGAAAUUGCUCUUAAGUUCAUUGAAUCCAAGCAAACUGAUGCACUCAAGUCAUUCCUUGAAAAGAAACUUAGUUCAUUUAAAAGUCAAGACAAAACACAAAUGACAAUGCUGAUCACAUGGCUGAUAGAACUCUACUUGAACCAACUUGGGGAACUGAAGGAAUCAAACCAGGAACGCUACAAUGUGAUUCAUGAACAGUUCCAGAAAUUUCUUGCUCAAAGCCGAGUCAUGGAGUGUUUGUCAAAUAACAAAACUACAGUGUAUGACUUGAUAGCAAGCCAUGGAGAUAUUGAAGAUAUGGUCUUCUUUGCUAUGUUAAUGCAAGAUUACGACAGAGUGGUAUCCCACCAUAUACAGCACGGCGAUUACAAAUCCGCACUCGAUGUACUCAACAAACCUCAGGACGAUCAGCUGUUUUACAAGUUCUCUCCAGUUCUCAUGCAGCACAUUCCAAAGUCCCUUGUAGAUGCCUGGAUCCUGAUGAAGAAGAAGCUUGACCCGAAGAAGUUGAUACCUUCACUGGUGCAGUAUGACCACAGUGUUCAAACAAGCCAGACCAAUGAAGCAGUACGUUACUUGGAAUUCUGUAUCGUUGAGCUUGUUAACCAAGAAUCUGCAAUUCAUAAUUACCUGUUGUCUUUAUAUGCCAAGUACCAACCCAACCAACUCAUGAACUACCUGCAGAGACAAGGAGAUAUUUCCGAUAACGUUCCAUAUGAUUUGAAGUAUGCUCUGCGUUUAUGUGCGGAACACAGCCACAAGAGAGCGUGUGUACACAUUUAUACGACUAUGGGAUUGUAUGAAGAAGCAGUAGAGCUUGCUCUGGAGGUUGAUGUGGACCUUGCCAAAAUUAAUGCCAAUAAACCAGAAGAUGACGAGGACCUGAAGAAGAAGCUGUGGUUGCGCAUUGCACGGCACGUUGUGGAGAAAGAGAAUAACAUCAAACGUGCCAUGGAAUUCCUGCAGGAAAGUCAAUUAUUGAAGAUUGAGGACAUUCUGCCGUUCUUCCCAGAUUUUGUUACUAUCGACCAUUUCAAGGAAGCGAUUUGUAAUUCACUCGCCGAAUAUAAUCAGCACAUUGAGAAGCUAAAGCAGGAAAUGGAAUACGCCACAGAGAGUGCCCGAUCCAUCAGAUCGGACAUACAAGAAAUGAGGAAUAAGUACGGCAUUGUAGGCCCGCAGCAAAAGUGCUCAACGUGUGGCUUCCCCCUUCUCAGCAGAACCUUCUAUCUGUUUCCAUGCCAACACAUGUUCCAUAGUGAUUGCCUUAUUGCUGAGGUACUACCAAAUCUCAGUGAGAGUAAAAAACUAAAAGGACAAGAGCUACAGAGAAAGCUUGUCACCUUUGGCACACAGCCAACUACAUCUUCCAGCAGCAACGCACUAUCAGCAGGAACAUCGACGCCGGAUGUUGUCACAAGGCGAGACCUACAUGAUCAACUGCGUAAUGAACUGGAUGACAUUAUCGCGGCUGACUGUGUCAAUUGCGGAGAGAUCAUGAUCAGAUCAAUUGAUAAACCGUUUAUUGAAGCAGACGAAUAUGAGAGUGCUGUUAGCAGUUGGCUAUGAGAGGAUUGCGAUCACGGACAAACAACAAAUCAACGUGGACAUGUCCAGCGAUUGCCCAGGGUACAUUCUAAAGCCAAGUGGAUGCAAAUUAUCUUGUAAUAAUUGCAACACACUGUAUUGCUGUAAGGUGUAUUUGUUAGUGCGUCACUAUCAUGAAUUUAUUUCAUAGUUAAAGUAUAUUCUAAAAGAUAUAUGAUUAUAUUAAUAAUAAUCAUGAUGAUGGUGAUUAUAAAUCACUGCUCUAGUUUUCUAUUAUUUUCUAUUUUUGUCUAGUCAAAACUGGUGCAUUUUAAAUGUUUUUAUAUUAUUAUUGUGAUUAUGACAAUAAUAAUAAUGUGAUUGUUAUUCUUUGUAUCAUCAGUUGAUGAAGAUAUUUAUGAUAAUAAUGAGUAUAAUUAUACUUAUUAUCCUCAUCAUAAUGAUAGUGAUAAUGAUAGUACUAC
Messenger RNA from Anneissia japonica, 3515 nucleotides. RefSeq names its product vacuolar protein sorting-associated protein 18 homolog. Gene Ontology annotation, biological process: lysosome organization; organelle fusion; endosome to lysosome transport. The record is from RefSeq and is a predicted model, not a curated record. The transcript has 25 exons. Gene Ontology annotation, molecular function: protein-macromolecule adaptor activity. The coding region runs from base 103 to 3072 and encodes 989 amino acids. Gene Ontology annotation, cellular component: HOPS complex; endosome. Lineage: Eukaryota; Metazoa; Echinodermata; Crinoidea; Comatulida; Comatulidae.